Molecule: messenger RNA, 213 nt
Organism: Linum tenue
Lineage: Eukaryota; Viridiplantae; Streptophyta; Magnoliopsida; Malpighiales; Linaceae
Source: the annotation of a GenBank genome assembly
CCGUUCAUCUGAUGUUCAAGGGAAACACCAGGAUGUAAACUGACUGUAUGAAUGCCGAGUGGUUUCAGAGGCUUGCAGACCGAGCUUACCUGUAUGGCCUUUCCCUGGGAUGGCACAAGAAAAACUGAAAAAGAAGAAACGGGCUGGUGAAUGACAGUCCUUUUUCCUUACUCGUGAUGGAAUCAGCAGCAAUCGAAACCAUCCAGGCAAUUU